AUGGAAAAAAGGUAUCAACAAUUAUUUAAAGGGAAAAGAAUAGAAUUUCCCUUAGCAACAGGCGCUGCAUCUCAUGUGUCCUUAAUAUAUGAUGAGAAGAAGAAUCCUUAUUUAUUAUGUUGGACAUAUAUAUAUCAGGAGAAUCCAGAAUUUACAGUACCUUUGAAAGGGUGUCGAAUAAUUAAUAACAUAACAGAGAUAGGACCAUGUAUUCAUAUAAUAACAGCAAAUGAGGAAUAUCAAUUUCAGUGUAGAAGUAAAGAUGAAUUUAGUGAAAUGAGUCAAUUUUUCAAUAUGCUGGGUUUCCCUAUAUUAGGUUUUAAAAAUGUAUACGUUUUAAACAAAAAGAUAGGGAAGGGAAGUUUUUCCACAGCGUACAUUGGUACAAAUAUAUUAUAUGGUAACAGAGUAGUUGUUAAGGAAGUAGACAAAUCAAAGGUAAAGGAAUCUAAUGUAUAUACAGAAAUAGAAGUAUUAAGAAAAGUUAUGCAUAAAUAUAUAAUAAAAUUAAUAUCAGCAUAUGAGCAAGAAGGAUUUGUAUAUCUUGUAUUAGAAUAUUUAAAAGGUGGUGAGUUAUUUGAAUAUCUAAAUAACAACGGUCCUUAUACAGAACAAGUAGCUAAAAAAGCAAUUAAAAGAAUUUUAAUAGCUUUAGAAGCAUUACAUUCUAAUGGUGUCGUACAUCGAGAUUUAAAGAUGGAAAAUUUAAUGCUUGAAAAUGUGAAUGAUCCUAGCUCAUUAAAGAUUAUAGAUUUUGGGUUAGCCUCUUUUUUGAAUAGUCCAUCGAUGAAUAUGAGAUGUGGUUCUCCAGGUUAUGUUGCCCCAGAAAUAUUAAAAUAUGCAUCGUAUGGUACUAAAGUUGACAUAUUCAGUUUAGGUGUUAUAUUGUUUAAUAUACUCUGUGGUUACCCGCCAUUUAGAGGUAAUAAUGUGAAAGAAAUUUUUAAAAAAAAUAUGAGAUGUCAUAUUAGUUUUAAUACGAAACAUUGGCUAACUAAGUCAGAAAAUGUAAAAGAAAUUAUAUUGUGGAUGUGUAGUAAAAAUCCAGAUGAUAGAUGUACAGCUAUGCAAGCUUUAGGACACCCUUGGUUUUUGCCGAAAAUAUCAGAUAUGCAUAUGACUACAAAUGUAAAUGAAUACAAAAAUAAAGAAAGUAUUAUUCAGAAAUUAACGGAGCAAGAAAUGUGUAAAAAAUGUAAAAAUUGUAAUCUUGAAAAUAAUUUGGACGUGACUAAUCCAGAUGGACGUAAAAACAGCAGUAAAAAUAAUUUUGAUGAUUAUAAAAAGUAUUUUGAUACUAUGCUUAAAAUUGAUGACAAAUAUUCAGAAAAUUUAAUUAAAGAUAAAAGUAGUAGUAUUGACUCCAUCUCUUUAAAUAGAAAAGACUAUGAUUCCUAUCUUGCAAAUUCGAACGAGUACAAGACGGUAGUUUUGCAUGGGGGAUGCCCUUCCCCCAACCGCUCGUCAUCGCUAAUAUCGUACAAGAAAUAUAAAAAAAAGAGCAACGAAUUAAUUUAG
This is a messenger RNA of Plasmodium malariae, 1518 nucleotides long. It is a transcript of the gene PK2, whose product is annotated as protein kinase 2, putative. Bases 1 to 1518 code for a protein of 505 amino acids. Gene Ontology annotation, molecular function: ATP binding; protein kinase activity. The record is from RefSeq and is a predicted model, not a curated record. The transcript has a single exon. Lineage: Eukaryota; Apicomplexa; Aconoidasida; Haemosporida; Plasmodiidae. Gene Ontology annotation, biological process: protein phosphorylation.